CGGAGAUUGCACGCUAGUCUGUAAAAGGUUGGUGGGUUUAGUGGAGUGAUAAUGAGGUUUAUUUCAGUAGUCCUGUUACUCUCCAUCACAUCGGCGACUUCAAAAUCGCCGAAGAAGUUCAAAGACGAGUCCAAAAAACUCCCAAUUAAAUCAAAAAACUCCCCUGCAAUCAUCGCAAUCGAAAUUGUUGAUCCCAACGAAAACAAGACUUCGAAAAACUCCAAAAGGACAAUCGACUCCUCUCUGGGGUAUGGGUACCAAGCGCCCCCCAAAUUCCAAGUUUACAAGUACUCCCAGCACGACAUCCCCCCAUACAGGGGCCCCCAAGAGACUUUCAAACCGGGGACCACCUUUUACUCCAGUGUGGACAAUCAGGGCCACGUCGGGGGCCUCUCCUCGUAUCUGCCCCAAGGACACGAGCCCCAAGUCCCCGUCAUAAUCCUGCGAGUUUUCCCGAGUCAAUUGGCCGAUCCCUCGGCGGUGCUCCACCCCAAUUUGCCCCAAACGCACCCUUUAGCCCCCGUGGUUAACUCCAUUGAUGUUCACGCUCUACUGAUGAAGUAUGUGGACCAUCAGCCACAAUACCAACACAAUGAUGGGCUUCUAACCCAUGAGAAUUACCCCAAAGACACCCACACUCGGGUCAUUUUCCAUAAAAACCAAAUUGCAGCCCCCGAACAUGCGUAUAGUGCUGUUCAAGUCGAAACACCCGAAAUGCAGUAUGCUUAUAGUGGGGGCCCCAAUCAGGACUAUUACUACGACCAGGGGGCUAGUUUGGGGCAGGGGUAUUACUACCCCACUUCGCCCGAUGUUGGGUACCAACAAGAUGAUUAUCAGCAAGAUUUAACACCUCCAGUUCAAGAAAAUAAUAAUCAUUACAAUUAUCACGCGCAUCAGAAAAGGAGCAAGAAAAAUGGGCUUUCGAGGAUACGAUUCGACGAAAUUAAAGAUAUUAUAAGAUUGAACCCUAUUAAAGCUUGAUUUGUUUUCUAUGUGAUUAACAGUGACCUGUAUUUACAUUUUUGUACAUUUAUUUAUGUUUUAUUAAUAAAAUUGUACAGUAAUAGUUGUUGAGCACUCUGUAAUUAAUAAAUAAACGAAAAGGUGAUUUCUGGGCUGCGAAAGCUAUA
This is a messenger RNA of Tribolium madens (black flour beetle), 1130 nucleotides long. RefSeq lists its product as uncharacterized. The transcript has 2 exons. The record is from RefSeq and is a predicted model, not a curated record. NCBI's taxonomy places the organism in Eukaryota, Metazoa, Arthropoda, Insecta, Coleoptera, Tenebrionidae. The coding region runs from base 52 to 981 and encodes 309 amino acids.